Messenger RNA from Papaver somniferum (opium poppy), 2060 nucleotides. RefSeq lists its product as uncharacterized. The record is from RefSeq and is a predicted model, not a curated record. The coding region runs from base 166 to 1653 and encodes 495 amino acids. NCBI's taxonomy places the organism in Eukaryota, Viridiplantae, Streptophyta, Magnoliopsida, Ranunculales, Papaveraceae. The transcript is spliced from 4 exons.
UGAAACAUGUAGUUACUUAUUAACACAACUACUCGAAACACAACAAGGAACUUACCAGAUUUCCCUUUCAAAUUGUUUAGUUCAAACUGUUGUUACCUCGGAUACUUUUCAAUUUUGAUCACAAGUAUAUAAUAUAAGUCAAUAACCUCGGAUACUCUUCCACAAAUGGAUAUAGAAGCAGAGAUUUUGGAGCCAUUUCAACUCCAAUACUCAGAUCUUAUACACUUGUCUUCAACCUUUUCUGAUUAUUCAGAAGAAGAAAUUUCAAGGCUUGAUUCUAUCUCCAAAACUAUAUUAGAAACCCUAGGUCCUACCGGACCUGGUCUUCUUGUUGUUACUGGAGUUCCUCAAGGAUCACAACUUCGUCGUGAUCUUCUUCCAUUUGCUCGUCAACUUGCUCUUUUGAAUCAUCAUGAUCGUCGAAGAAUACUCAAGGACCAUGGCUUGGGCACUGACGUUUGUUUGAAGAACCCAGAUAGAGCAGUCUCCUCUUUUGUAUCUCAAUUAAAAUAUGCUCAGGAUACAAGUGUUAAUGUCAGUUCUAAUGAAUCAGUUGAGAAGUCGAAAAAGAAUUCAGAAUGGCAGAAAAAUGUGGAUAGUUUGUGUAGGUUCCGAGAUGAUAAAUUUAAGAAUGUGGGGAACAGUUUUAAGGAACUUGGGUUUUGCAUGAUGGACAUAGGACUCCAGCUAGCACGUGUGUGUGAUAAGGCCAUUGGUGGGAAGGAGCUAGAACAAAGCAUAUUGGAGUCGUGCACUGCAAAAGGACGCCUAGUACAUUAUCACUCAACUCUGGAUCACUUUCUCUUGAAAGAGGCUGCUAGAAAAGAAGUGUCUAGAAAAGGUAGAACCAACUGUGAAUUUCAACUUGGUGAGAAAUUAAAGGUUCACAGAGAGGAGGAUCAAACAUCGGUUAAGGCAUCUAAACUGAAAACAAGUGUAAAUGAAGCUACAUCCUGUCAAAUUUCUCUUUCUAACUUAUGGCAACAGUGGCAUUAUGACUACGGGAUUUUUACUAUUCUAACCUCUCCCAUGUUUAUGUCCUCCUAUCAAAUAUCAACAACAGAGGCAAGUGAGCAGGAGUAUUCACUGCCUGAUGGCCACGAUAGUUUACAAAUAUUUGAUGCAAACAAGAAUAAAAUCUAUGUGGUGAGAUCUCCACCUAAUAGUUUUCUUGUUCAGGUAGGGGAGUCAGCGGAUAUCCUAUCAAAAGGGAAGCUUCACUCAACCCUCCACUCUGUUUGUAAGCCUACAAAACAAGAUGACUUAAGCAGAGAGACAUUCGUUGUUUUCCUGCAACCAGCUUGGGACAAAAGGUUUUCUAUCUCUCAACUCCCUAUACAAUCCACAAUAUCUGAUUCUUUGAGAUCUAAUACCAAUGAACAGGAGCCAGAUAUACUAAGUCAAGAAAUACAUAAAAUUAUUCCAUCAUUGUCAUCACGCUUGAAGGAUGGGAUGACAUUUGCAGAAUUCUCCCAUCAAACGACGAAGCAGUAUUUUGGUGGCAAUGGUAUGCAGUCAAAGAGAAAGAGAGGCAAUAUUUCAAUGUCCAAUCAGAAGUUUCUCACGGGAGGAAAAGGGUAUGUAACAACAAGUGAAGAAGGAGGAGGAGAAGAAGAAGGAGAUGAUGCGAAAUUCAGUAACACCCUUGUGUAGAAACUAGUUGGUCUAAAUGAGUUCUGCGGGCGUUUCUUAAAGGAAGUCAUUUUGGAUGCAGAUAAUACGCAAAUCCCGUCGUUGGUGCCAAAUUGAAGAUUCUUCGAAUAGGAGUGAAAGACAUGUGAAUAUGUGAUUGUUUUCUAGUAGUUUUUAAAUUCUUGAGGUCCUAUUGUCUCUACUCUCUAGCUAAAUAGCUAAAUAGUAGAAUUAAUAAUUUGUGAAUAGUAAAUGGACAGAUCAAGGUGGGAGGGGUCAGGCUAUGAUUAAAUUAUAGUUGGAAGUAUUAACUACUCUAAAGUGGUUAUCAUGGGGAAGGACUCCAUUUGGACACCUAUGUUAUGUCAAAUUGUAAUAUAAUGAAUAUUAAAAUUAUGGUAAAAAGCUGGUAUCAUAGUUGAAAAGAA